Calidris pugnax (ruff) is the source of this 1624-nucleotide messenger RNA. It is a transcript of the gene DHRS7B, whose product is annotated as dehydrogenase/reductase (SDR family) member 7B. Gene Ontology annotation, molecular function: oxidoreductase activity. Gene Ontology annotation, cellular component: membrane. The transcript is spliced from 6 exons. The record is from RefSeq and is a predicted model, not a curated record. NCBI's taxonomy places the organism in Eukaryota, Metazoa, Chordata, Aves, Charadriiformes, Scolopacidae. The coding region runs from base 16 to 1002 and encodes 328 amino acids.
CUUCUUGAUGGUGAAAUGGUCUGUUUCCUUUCAUCCUAUGGCUCUAGGAAGACCGUUCAGAAAGGAAGACUUAUGGAUUUCACAAGCACGGUCAUCAUCCCGCUGCUUUUUGGCAGCUUGGGGAUCUUUGCCGUCUUUCGGCUGCUGCAGUGGAUGCGGAUGCGAGCUUACCUCCAGGAAGCUGUGGUCGUGGUCACAGGGGCUACCUCUGGCCUGGGAAAAGAAUGUGCAAAAGCCUUCCAUGCAGCUGGCUCCAAGCUGGUGCUCUGCGGCAGAGACAGCGAGAAGCUCAAAGACCUGGUGCAGGAGCUUUCUACCAUGACCAAUCACCGAAAGAACACACACAAACCUCACACUGUGGUGUUUGACCUCUCGGAUACUAAAACUGUCCUAAACGCUGCUGAAGAGAUCCUGAAGUACUUGGGUCACGUGGACAUCCUCAUCAACAACGCAGGCAUCAGUUUCCGAGGCACAAUCGUGGACACAGGACUGGAUGUGGACAAGAAAGUGAUGGAAACAAAUUACUUUGGUCCUAUAGCCCUCACCAAAGCACUUCUCCCCUCCAUGAUCAAGAGGAGACAAGGCCACAUUGUGGCCAUCAGCAGCGUUCAAGGCAAAAUAAGCAUUCCUUUCAGAUCUGCAUAUGCUGCCUCUAAGCACGCUACCCAGGCCUUCUUCGAUUGUCUACGAGCAGAGGUGGAGCAGUAUGACAUUGAUGUGACAGUUGUAAGCCCUGGAUACAUUCAGACCAACCUCUCUCUCAAUGCUGUAACAGCAGAUGGAUCUCGCUAUGGAGUUAUGGACAAGAACACCGCCGAAGGACAGACAGCCGCAGAGGUCGCUCAGGUGGUUCUCAACGCGGUGGGACAGAAGAAGAAGGAAGUCCUUGUAGCUGGCCUGACACCCUCGCUGGCUGUCUACCUGCGAAACAUCUUCCCCAGGCUCUUCUUCACCUUAAUGGCAACUAGAGCAAAAAAGGAGAGAAAAGCAAAGGACUCUUAGAGCUCAGCUCAUCCGAGCAGUAACUGUAGGGAGAGGCUGACCCCCUGCAGUUUGGCUGGGACAUCAGCGGAGGUGCUCCUGCAGGAAAAAAAAACAAAACCUUUCUCAAAAUGCUGCAGUUGACCAUUGCAUGGGGAGUGGGAAGUGGUUUCUCCCACAUCAAGGCAGGUCCACUAGCUGGAAGACAGCACCUAAACCUCCCCUGGAGAAGGGUGCUUGGACAAAAGGAGAGCUGAGGCUGCACGGGAGGGUAACUCAAGGGAACACACUUUGCAGCAGGGGAGGCCCAUGUGCUGGAAGACAGCACCUCACCUCACUCCAGGUACACUCAGCUUUAAUGCCCUGCUACAAAUAAAACCCACCUGGUUUGCCUUCACACAAGCAGAUCUCAGCUUUCCCCACCCCACGGCCCCUGUGAAACACAGUCCUCAGCUGGGAGCUCUCGUGAUCACUGUCUCCUUCCCACUCCUUCCAAGCUGAUCCAGAACGUGUUGCUUGAAAUGGGAAACUUCACAGACCCUCUGCUUGUUAACGCGCCAAAUCGUCGGAGAUGUUAAUACAAAGUUGAGUGCCACUUUUAAAGAAGUAACUGAUGUAAAAUAUAAGUCUUAUUUGCCAAUUA